AUGGGCCGUAGUAAAGGAAUUUUGGGGUUGUUCGACACGAGUAGGGGCCUGAUUGAGGAGCACUCUUGGUCGCUAAGCCAACGCCAGUGGGUGCGAAUGAACCCAUCAUCACAACUUGUCGAACAUCUUCACAGUGGACAUAGGCAUAAGCUUAGGCCACUACAGGGAACUAAGUCAUGUGAAGAACAUCACUUCGGGCCUUAUCAAGACGAUCAUCAAGGCCAUCCAAAAAUAUGUAAACUUGAUCUUCCUGUAGAAUAUCAUUAUAGCGCUUGA
Messenger RNA from Prunus armeniaca (apricot), 276 nucleotides. NCBI's taxonomy places the organism in Eukaryota, Viridiplantae, Streptophyta, Magnoliopsida, Rosales, Rosaceae. The record is from the annotation of a GenBank genome assembly.